AAGAAUUGUCGCUAGUUGCGAGUAGGAGCUCCAGUAGAAAGGAUAUAUAUUAGAGACAGCCACUCCCUGGCGUAGGCCAGUGGAGUGGUAAGGAGUAACUCACGCGGAUUUGUCAAGUAAUCAUCAACCGGAAAUAGGAAAAAGGGAAUUUCCUUUGAAACCUGUUUGACUUCGUCUGGUUCGUAGCAGCCUCAGCUUCAAUUCGCCACUCCGAGGCUAUACUUGAGGAAGUAAUAUUUGCUAGAACAGUUGCAGCAUCGACAGUGGUAUGGAAACACCAGCAAAGUAUGGCAUUUAGGCAGGUCUUAUGCUGAGAAGAUGAACGUAUCAGAAUCGAUGAGAAAUCUGCCUGCUGCAGAGAUAAACGAUUCUUUCUUUAGCGAUGAAUCAAGCGACAUCGAAGGUUCAAAAAAAUUGCAGAUCAGUAUCCAAUAUUGCAGCAGUCAAAAUGGUGCAAUACGUCAUUUUAGAGAAAGGCUGAGGAAGUUAAUCCAUAGCCGCAACUAUCAAAUUGUUGUCAUCACUUUAGUGUUGCUUGAUGCAGCAAUUGCUGUUGCCACUCUGCUGGUUGAUGACAGCACAAAAGGAAAGGCAUCACAUACAAAAGAACUUGCUGAACAUAUUCUACAUGAUUUGAGUCUUGCAAUUUUAUCGGCAUUUAUGAUUGAGAUUUUCGUAAAACUAUUUGCAUUAGGACUGUCGUUUUUCAAGCAUAAAUUUGAGGUCUUUGAUGCUUGCAUUGUGAUAAUUUCAUUUUCGCUAGAUGUUUUCAUGCUCGUUAACAAGGAAGAAGGUGCAUUGAGUGGUGUUGAGUUUAUUAUCUUGUUGAGACUCUGGCGUAUAUCAAGGAUUGUUAAUGGAAUUAUUAUGUCAGUGAAGAGAAAAACAGAAGAGAAAAUGGAGCUCUUAAGAAUACAGAGAGAUGAACUACAGGAGCAGGUUUCGAAAUUAGAGUUAAAGUUAACAGCGCAAACAAAAGAGAUACAACAUCUUCGUGCAAAGCUAGAGUCCUUGGGAGUUUUGCCUGACGACCAGCCACAGCCUUGAUCGAUUCAGUCCAAAAAUGAAAAUGUCAAGCGCAACAGAGUUGGAUAACUUCAAAGGAAAAAGAAGCUAUUUCUGGAUCGUUUUAAGCUUGCCUUGAAAUCCCAAACAAUGUUAGAGUUUCCUUUUUCAAAGGCUUGGUUUCUGAUACAAACUUAGGGUAAAUCCUCUUUAAUUGUAGUCCGUAACUUAAAAUAAACAUAGCUUCUUAGCAGUGUUGUAAAGGACAGUUUUUAAAUUUACACAGCAGAAGUAUUUAGCAUAAUGCGCAAGAACUUCUUCUUUUCCAACAUGCUGCCAAGUAUAAAAUUAGAAGGUUGUAGCAAUAUUUGCUUUUAGAUGCUUUAAAGGCACAAUGUCCCGACAUAUUUCUUUGGCAAUUUAUUUCCCCAUUUGUUGCACUUUACAAAUAUUCCUAUUGCUACGUAUCCAAUCGGCAAUGUAUCCUUAUCCAAAGCUAACUCGCAAUUUUUCCCGAUUUUAAACGCGCUGCCAAGCCUAUUGUUAGCUCUAAACGGUUGACAGACGGGACGAAGUGCCUUUUAAUGCGGCCAGCAGCUCUUUUUCGGUAUCGUAUUUCUCACGAGGUUAUUGUUGCUAGCGAUACAGAAAUGCUUUUUCUUCGAUCAAGUAAAAAUAUUUGUAUCUUAAAAAAAUUCACAAAACAUUCAGUCACAAACUUACUUCUCUUUUUGCAAUUUUUACGUUUAAGCUGAUUUUACAGCUCAAUUUUUUAGGCAAGAUUUUUCAAAUAAUUUUGAUUUUGGAAGAAUGUAAAUAGGUUUUAAAUUAAUAAUUAACAAAUGGUAUGUGCAACUAGAUUUUUGGUACAACAUUCAAAUUACCUACAUCAGUUCCUGUAGUCUGUAGAUUUAGACCCUAUAUUAAGAUGACAUCUCUUUAACAGGCCCUUUUUAAGAGCCAUUUUGCAUUAGGUCGUCUUUAAGCGGUCCCAGGUUUCAAGGUCCCAGGUUUCAAGGUCCCAGGUUUCAAGGUCCCAGGUCCCAGGUCCCAGGUCCCAGGUCCCAGGUCCCAGGUCCCAGGUCCAGAUUUGCUAUUGAAAUGGGUAUCUUGGAUAUUGAUUUCGUUACUUUCUGUUAAAAUCGACUAUAAUUAAUGUUGAAGGGGGUAGUCAUGAGAAUCACCAGGCAAACGACAGAAUCAAGAGUUAGCCAGAAAUCAAUGCUAGCACCUUAACUUAUAUUUAGCACUUAAAAGCAAAUCUUUUCUGAAGUCACUGCAAUUCCCUCCAUUUUGAAAGAAACUAUAUGUUUAUAAAGUGCCACUGAUCGCUUAUGAUAUUUUAGUUCUUAUGAAAUCGUAGUAAAUUAUUGUCAGCUUAUAAAUAAUAUCAUCAUCAUUAUUGAUUAUCUAAAAGGAGCAAAAAAUUAAUAUUGUACAGCAAACUUAAUAUUGUGUGUCAUUUUUUUGUACGAUUUUUAAACGAUUCAUUAAAUAAAAGCUCAUUUGCAAGCUGUUGACAGAUUUUUGUCUCAAAAGAUUUUUCAUAUCUGUUCAUAUCUGUUAUCUGA
Molecule: messenger RNA, 2576 nt
Organism: Rhopilema esculentum
Lineage: Eukaryota; Metazoa; Cnidaria; Scyphozoa; Rhizostomeae; Rhizostomatidae
Product: voltage-gated hydrogen channel 1
Biological process (GO): proton transmembrane transport
Cellular component (GO): plasma membrane
Molecular function (GO): voltage-gated proton channel activity
Source: RefSeq, a predicted model, not a curated record